Molecule: messenger RNA, 204 nt
Organism: Rotaria sp. Silwood2
Lineage: Eukaryota; Metazoa; Rotifera; Eurotatoria; Philodinida; Philodinidae
Source: the annotation of a GenBank genome assembly
AUGAUUGGGAAUGGAUGGGAAUGGAUGGGAAUGGAUGAGAAUGAUUGGGAAUGGAUGGGAAUGGAUGAGAAUGAUUGGGAAUGGAUGGGAAUGGAUGGGAAUGGUUGGCAAUGGAUGGGAAUGGAUGGGAAUGCUUGGCAAUGGAUGGGAAUGGAUGGGAAUGGUUGCGAAUGGAUGGGAAUGGAUGAGAAUGAUCAGGAGUAA